Bombyx mori (domestic silkworm) is the source of this 1805-nucleotide messenger RNA. RefSeq lists its product as uncharacterized. Gene Ontology annotation, molecular function: RNA endonuclease activity producing 5'-phosphomonoesters, hydrolytic mechanism. NCBI's taxonomy places the organism in Eukaryota, Metazoa, Arthropoda, Insecta, Lepidoptera, Bombycidae. The transcript has a single exon. Gene Ontology annotation, cellular component: mitochondrion. Gene Ontology annotation, biological process: piRNA processing. The record is from RefSeq and is a predicted model, not a curated record. The coding region runs from base 30 to 650 and encodes 206 amino acids.
UAAAAAAAAAACAACGCAACGCGACUGCGAUGGCAGUAACUCUUAGUAAAGCUUUGGUAUUAUUCUUAUCAAUUUCUUUUCUAACUAGCACUGCGUACAAAUAUUUCGUACAAAAGAAGAAGAAAGAAAAACAGAAAGAAACUAACGAAGUCAUAAUGUUUUCGUACGAAGAGUGUGAACUAAAGAAGAGUAAAUAUUCGCGGUGCACUAUCACAAAAAGCAUGGACAGAUUUUUACACUAUUUAGCUUCACCCAAGUACAGUCUUGAUGUAUGUAUUUACGUUUUCACCAACUCUGAUAUUGCGAAUGUGUUACUAAAACUACACUACAAAGGUAUUAAAAUCCGCAUUAUCAUAGAUGCCGACAUGGCAUACUGUACAGGUUCAAAUUUGAGAAGAAUGGAGCGUCAAGGCAUACCUGUACGCUGGAUGAAGUCUACAAAUCUAAUGCACCACAAGUUCUGCAUAAUAGAUGCAGUGAAUAUAGAUGAUGUACACCCUUUAGUAAUAGCAGGGUCAUUGAACUGGACCAAUCAGGCACUUUGCGGAAACUGGGAGAAUGUUCUGGUGACAUCACAAGCUGAUCUUGUAAACCAGUUUAAGACUGAAUUUGAGAAACUUUGGUUACAGUUUACACCAAUAACCAGUUAAUAUUUGUAUUAUUAAUUAGUUUAUUAUGGAUGACUAAAAUUCGUUUUUAAGAAAAAAGUUUAUAAAAUAAACUGCGAAAGUGCUUCUAGGUAUAUAUUGCCUAUAUGUUAAGUCCUGUUUUAUAAAUUGAUUAAGACAUAAGUGUUUUGUGUAGACCUUAGACACAAAAAAACAGGAAUUAAGUUGUAAUUAUUUGACUAAAUUUAUUAAAAAGUUUUAAUGGUUGGCAGCAGCAUGGCUCUGCCUCUGGCAUUGCUGAUGUCCAUGGGUUAUGGUAAUUACUCACCAUCAGGUGGGCCGUAUGCUCGUCUGCCGACAAGGGCAAUAAAAAAAAUUGAAAAAUGAUAAUGUCAUCUUAAAUAACUAUUUAUAAUUUUGGUCUCAAGUUAAACAAAAGAUUGUAAAAGUAUUACAAUACCAAGAUUUACUUUAUAUAGCGUAUUUUUUUGGAAGUAGACUUAAAAACAAAAUAAUAUAACAAAUACCUAAUCAAACUUAUCUAUAAUUAUUGAGGAGUGGCAUUCAGUGGUCGCUGUCUAUUCAUGUGAGAAAUGAGCUAUACACACUUUCAGGCCUUAACACGUUCAGUAGGCAUUCUGUUUUAAUAGUUUUUUUUUGUUGCCUUGAUAGCCUAAAAGGCUAUUUGAAGUACCAGGAGGUGAGCUUAUGGGGCUCAAGCUGGAAGGACUUGGCAACAAUAGCUUUAUUAAAAGCAGUGCUUCACUGAAUCUACCAGAUUUGAAUCGCAUCCAACUGAGUAGGUUUGGUGAGAAACUAUGGGUUGUGUCUAUGGGCUAGGUUGCACCUUGAACUCUGUCUCAUUUGACAAGUUUAAAAAUGUAUACAUAUCUCUUUUAUAUUAAAGCAAAUUGAAGUUACUGCCUCCACACAACACAAGUCUAGAUCAUUCAUAGACCACUACAAGGGAGAUUCUGCACAUAGUCUUAAAAUGUUCUAGAUUUAAUCUAUAAAACUAUUUUUUUUACAUCAUAAAUCAUUAAACUUGUCUUGUUUGGUGCAGCUUCUCACAUAUCCUCUUUCACACCAUCCGGCGAAAGGUCAAAAGGUCUCCCCCCUCACCUACUUUAACUCAGGUGAUUUAAAGUUAAACUAAGUUAAUUAUAAGUUUUUAAAUAAAACUAUAGUAUAAGUAAA